AAUUUUUUAGAAAAGUAUCAUUCCAGAAGGUUAGAGAAAGAGGAAGUAAUUAUUUUGCAAAAAAAAAAGAAUUGAAUCAAUACUACGAAUAUACUAGAAUGAUAUGAAAAAGUGAGCUAGAAUGUUCCACAAUAUUUUUACAGUCUGGUAAGAGUGUAUAUUUUCAACAAUCAGUAACAUUUAUCAUUAAUGUUAAGCAUAUAAGAAAAAUGACUUUCUUAUAUAUUUUACGAUAUUUCCAAGAACAGUAUUCAUUUUACUGUGAAUUUCUUCCCUAGCGCUAUGAAGUAUACCAAACUAAAACUCCUCAUUGCAAUGCUCACCAUCAUGGGAACCUACUGUCAAUAUAAAAGAGAAGCCAUAUUACAAGAGUUUCAUCUAAGUCAGAAGUAUAUUUGUCAAUACGGAAGCAAACUUGCAUUGUCUGCUUCGAGCGAGCUGCAUUGUGUCAACCGGUGUCUUAGAGAAGAUGCUUGUGAAACAGUCAACUUUUUCACCGGUGAUACGACUGACCAGUUAAAUUGUGAGAUAUUUUCAGAAUCAAAGGACGCCAAAGGAUGCUCACUGAUAGCAUUUGAAGCUGAGUCAAAAGCGAUUAAACUUAAGCGACUGGAGACACACGAAGAUGAUGGUUUAAUCAAUCGCCAACAAGUCAUGAAGAAAUCUCUUAUCGGGGCUUUUGUCUAUGAGUCGCCCCUUGGAUCGAUUGUGAUAACGUCAUCUCUUGCGAUGAAUGUGCCAGUCACUUCAUCAGGUAUAACUGUUGCUCAAAAGCUUCUGUUCUCAAUCUCCGGCUAUCAGUUACCAGAAACGUUACUUCCAAGCAACUCAAAACCUGGGCUCUCUUCCAUUGUCAAAAAUUCAUUUUCAGCUGAGUCAGCCAGCGCGCCGAAAUCAUCGAUAAGUCUCCACCCAUCAGAGACAUUGGGAAGCAUUGGUAUACCAGAGGCAACUAGACAGUUGAGAUUAACUCCGACCGCUUUGAUCACAACAGCUCCCACUAGUCAAGGGACUACAGCUUCAGGUUCUCAACCCGGCCUUGCCUCUAAUGGAAAUAUUCAACCUACUGCUUCAUCUUCCGUCGGAGUCACUCCGGAUCUAUCAAGCCAAGGUUUGACACUAGCAAUUACACAUGAAGUUUUUAAGUUCCUGAUUCUUAGCAAAGAAAGCUUUUGA
Molecule: messenger RNA, 1176 nt
Organism: Rhopilema esculentum
Lineage: Eukaryota; Metazoa; Cnidaria; Scyphozoa; Rhizostomeae; Rhizostomatidae
Source: RefSeq, a predicted model, not a curated record